UGGUACGUACAAUCUACGAAAUUUAUAAAUCCAUGUAUUGAUAAAACGUCAAUGACUUCGACCGUGCACACCUCAUAGCUUCUAUUCCCUUUAAUCGUCGAACGGUCGGAAGAACAAGGAAGAUCACAUAUUUAGAGAACAAUGAUGUAGAAAAUUCACCAGCGUAGUACAUAGACACGAUGGACAGGCUGACGUAGGAUGUAAAAUCUCGGAAUAAUUCAUUGUUCCUUGACAUCAGGAUCUUCUUGGUGAUCGAAUCGAGCUCGAUAAACUCGACACGAUGCCCAAGCAAGUGCCAGUGGAGAAUUUGGUGAUCCCGCCGCAGGACGGUCGGAUAUGCGGGACGAUUUGCAUCUGCCAGAUGACGGCGGUGUUAUCCUUCGUCGCUCUGGUUUAUCUGACCGUGGCGAUUUACAUGCCGAGCACGCGAGCGUUUCAAUCUGGUAUCAGCGAGAUACCAGUGAUGUGCACGACAAUACGCGCGGUCAACGCGGAUAAUUGUGAAUGGGGCAGCUGUGGAGAGUGGUGUCUGUCGAAAACAUCCGGCCCUUGCGUCCAGAUUCAUGUAAAUCUCCGCAGAAACGGCUCGGCGAUCAUAUUAGCGAACUGUACCAAUACCACGAACAAGACCUGUUACGGUAUCGAUCAGGAAAACGCGAAGAAAUCGAAAUGCAUCGCGGACGAGUGUCGCAAUCUCACCGGUACGUUCAACUGUACGUCUGGUGUAUGCAUUAAUAUCACAGACGCGUUCGAGUGUAUAUUCCACGACACGGAUCCACCGAUGAAAUGUUCCGGUAGACGCGGUAAGAUAACCUGCAUAGACAUAGACGGUCUAUUUAAUUGUAACCGUGGAACCUGUGAACGUAUUAGAACACCCUACAACUGCGACCGUAGGUGCGUCGAUAUCCCGACCAGGAACAAAAAUAUGAUUUUAUUGAGCGGCGAUAAGGUUUAUCUGAGUCAAUGCGAGAGAGCUAUAGACGUCGAGACGAAUCGGGAAAUCUGGCACGAGGAUCGUGGUGACGUCAUGAUGGCGUCCUGUUAUGGAAUAUUCAACUCCACCUUGGGCGUCGAAGCUGUUGAUUGUAUCAAUGGAUCCGUUCUAGAGAAAGAUCUUCUCUCUGAUCUGACGAAUUUCACCUAUCUAUCAUAUCUCAACAUAUUCGCGACAAAACCACUGGAUGAAACCAGAAUGGUUGCUCCACCAGAACAAGAUCUUAUCAUCGCUAACGAAAGUCGUCUGCUAAUUAAUCUCGAGGGUUGCGUCAAUACUCUACGCGAGGAAUGUAAAGAAUUCCUUCACGUAUAUGGGAAGGAUGGUUCUGAUCAUAACGCACGCGCUAGAUUUCCAUGUUAUUACGCUGAGGGUGACACUGGAAUCGUUGUAUCCCGAUUUAACCUGGAAAGCACUUACAAGGAGUUUCUAAUCUCGUUGGUGUUUCCCAGUGUACUGUUCGUCAUCAGUUGUCUGACGUUGAUCUUUUGUCAGAGGACCGUGGUGGUCGGAGAUGAUGCCAAGAUGAGAUUUAAAGGCACAGUUGGUGCCGGCCUCACGUCGAUAGAGAAGAGCGCUUCGGGUAACCUAGGGGAUGCUGGCGGAGGAAACUCUGCUAUGGCGCUCUGAGAUCCGUCACGCAUUCCCCUCCUGGAGGAGAGUCCGGCUCGUCAGUCGAUAUUCUCCCUGCGCGGGCAUUAUUAAGGUGUAGGGAGGGGGGGAACGCGUGGUUGAAAUUCUCAUCUUGCAAAAAAAAACAAAAACUACAAAACAAAAUAUACAAAUACUUCUGCAGAAAGCGCAAACUAUCUUUGAAAAACAAGCAAAAAUAUACAAAGAGAGAGAGAGAGAGAGAAAGCAAGCGGUCAAGAACAAGUACCAAAAAAAAGCAAACAAGAUUUUUCCUACUUGCACUGCCUGCACACUAAAAACAAAGAAAGGAACACUUUUGAGAGUUCACGUGCUUUUUUCAAAUAUUCGCGUCACUGCACGCAUGCAUGAGCGCGGAUGAAUCGCUUUGAGAAGUUCAUACGACCGGAUGCGCGAUAUAGCUCUCGCCUGUCUCUCUUCUGCUGACAAGGAAGAAGAAGAAUCCUGAAUUUGGACUCGACCAAUUCAUUUUUCGGAUACGACGGGAAAACGUAACUAGAAAAAAAAAAAAAAAUAAAUAGAAGGAAAAAGCAGACAAUUCGGCGUCUUUUACACGUGACACAACAUUCGUCGGUAGCUUUUAAGUGUCCCCCUUCUGAUUGAUUCGCCGUGACAGUAGAUAAGAACCAUUUAUUACAUAUAGCUCUACGUAUCAAGGCUAAGCAAUUCUUAUUGUAAUCACACUAACACCACGAAACCACAUUCAGAACCGAAGGACGUACCUUGCUGGUAAAUGAUCGAUCGAUCCCUGCACAGCUGGCAACAAGCCCACAGAGAAACAUUUGACAAACUCGUUGCUUAACGCAUCUUUUGAAUGUAUUCGAUGCUUCUCGUAUAAUCGGUAGAAUAAUAAUAAG
Molecule: messenger RNA, 2502 nt
Organism: Bombus terrestris (buff-tailed bumblebee)
Lineage: Eukaryota; Metazoa; Arthropoda; Insecta; Hymenoptera; Apidae
Gene: Teh3
Exons: 2
Coding region: 281-1624 (447 amino acids)
Biological process (GO): regulation of sodium ion transport
Molecular function (GO): sodium channel regulator activity
Source: RefSeq, a predicted model, not a curated record